This is a messenger RNA of Hyaloperonospora brassicae, 432 nucleotides long. NCBI's taxonomy places the organism in Eukaryota, Oomycota, Peronosporomycetes, Peronosporales, Peronosporaceae. The record is from the annotation of a GenBank genome assembly.
AUGAUGCGAGAAGAAGAAGGUGGACCGAAGAAACUGGACCGUAACAAGCAUGCAGCUCCUCGCAGCAAUACCUCAACAAUUCCUGGUGCUGCGCCGCGUGUGAUUCCCGGAAUGACAGCUGCAGCGCCCAAGAAACUGAGCAAGAGUGCCUGUAAGAAAAAUGCGCAGGAGGCUGUUGAAGCCAAGGCUGCCGUGGACGAGGCAAUUGCCAAACUUGCUGGCACCACCUCAGAGGCACCGACAGAAAUGAGUCCGGUCGAGCUGUCUCCUGAGGAGAAGGCGAAAAAGGUGAAGAGUUUGCUGAAGAAAUUGAAGCAGAUUGACGCGAUCAAAGCGAAGAAGAUGAGUGGCGAUGUGCUGAACGACGAUCAGCUGCACAAGCUCGAGACUAAACAGGGCCUGCGAGACAAAGUGGCUCAACUCUCUGCGUAG